AUGGAGUUUAAUUCCCUUGAAGAGCUAUUAAGUUAUUUUAAGGAAUAUGGUAAAAAAUGCAGGUUUGGGGUGAUGAUAAAACGGACUGAGAGAGAAGAAGAUGACUCUGUUAGAUACUUCACUCUUUCUUGUGCCCGUGGUGGGAAGGCCUGGAAUAGGACUCUAAAUGUUGCCAAUCCAACAGGAAAGACGGAAUGUAAGGUAAAGAUUAAUGCCUUAAGGCAAGAUGGAGUGCUUCGGUUGACGACAAUACAUAAUAUCCAUAACCAUGGCCUAAGUCCAAAGAAAUCUCGCUUCUUUCGAUGUAAUAGAGAAGUUAGUGAUGCCGUAAAAAGGGUCCUAGAUACAAAUGACUUGGCUGGCAUCCGAGCGAAUAAGAGUUACGGAUCUCUCGUUGUUGGUGCGGGUGGAUUUGAGAAUCUCCCAUUCUUGGAAAAUGAUUGUCAUAAUUAUAUUGAUAAGGCAAGACAUGUACGACUUGGCGCAAGUGGUGCUGGACUGCUCCGACAGUAUUUUUUACGGAUGCAAUACAAACAUCCUGGGUUUUUUUAUAUGAUGGAUAUAGAUGAUGAUGGGAGGUUAAAGAACGUCUUCUGGGCGAACCCCCGUAGUAGAGCAGCAUACCAGUAUUUUGGCGAUAUGGUCACAUUCGACACCACAUACCUAACGAAUCGAUAUGGUAUGCCGUUUGCACCAUUUGUUGGUAUAAACCACCAUGGGCAGUCAAUUCUAUUGGGAGCAAGCUUGAUUUCUAAUGAGGAUACCGAGACAUUUGUGUGGUUAUUCGAGACAUGGUUGCAAUGCAUGGAUGGUAACGCUCCGAAAGCUAUUAUCACUGAUCAAAAUAGAGCAAUGAAAAAUGCAAUCGCAAUUGUCUUCCCAAAUACCCGACAUAGAUUUUGUCUUUGGCAUAUAUUGAAGAAAUUUCCUGAGAAGGUUGGCUCAUAUGGUUCGUACAAAACUGGGAUCAAGAGUGCAUUGAUGAAAUGUAUAUAUGACACCCAAUGUGUUGAUGAGUUUGAGAAAUGUUGGGAUCAGUUGCUUACCACUUACAACUUAGGAGAUAAUCCGUGGUUGCAGAGCCUAUACGUUGAGCGUGAGCAUUGGGUACCGGCAUUUUUGAAGGAGUGUUUUUGGACUGGAAUGAGUACAACGCAGCGAAGUAAGAGCAUGAAUGCAUUCUUUGACGGUUAUGUACAUUCUAGGAUAAACUUAAAGGAGUUUGUAGACCAAUUUGAUAAUGCAUUGAAGAAAAAGAUUGAGAAUGAAAAUCUCGCGGACUUCCAAUCAUUUAAUGUGCAAUCCCCUGUAUAUCUAGAUCUCCGAUUGAAAAGAGGUUCCAAGAGUUGUACACGAUAG
This is a messenger RNA of Carya illinoinensis, 1359 nucleotides long. RefSeq names its product protein FAR1-RELATED SEQUENCE 5-like. Lineage: Eukaryota; Viridiplantae; Streptophyta; Magnoliopsida; Fagales; Juglandaceae. The transcript has a single exon. The record is from RefSeq and is a predicted model, not a curated record. The coding region runs from base 1 to 1359 and encodes 452 amino acids.